AUGAUGAACAGAUCGAUACAUAUCGAUCACGAACAGAUCAAUGAUAUAUCGGGUUACGUACAGUCGAUGAUGAACAGAUCAAUGGCAUAUCGGACCAUGAACAGAUCUAUGAUGAACAGAUCAAUGACAUAUCGGAUCAUGAACAGAUCGAUGAUGAAAACAUCAGAUGAUGAACAGAUCAAUACAUAUCGAUCACGAAUAGAUCGAUGA
This is a messenger RNA of Brugia pahangi, 210 nucleotides long. The record is from the annotation of a GenBank genome assembly. Lineage: Eukaryota; Metazoa; Nematoda; Chromadorea; Rhabditida; Onchocercidae.